Messenger RNA from Etheostoma cragini (Arkansas darter), 1932 nucleotides. RefSeq names its product chromosome 16 C18orf54 homolog (gene c16h18orf54). The transcript has 13 exons. The record is from RefSeq and is a predicted model, not a curated record. Bases 193 to 1692 code for a protein of 499 amino acids. NCBI's taxonomy places the organism in Eukaryota, Metazoa, Chordata, Actinopteri, Perciformes, Percidae.
CUAAUAGAAAAGCAUAUAGUGGCCGCUGCUUCGCAGGCGGCUCAGCUUUAACGUUACCCGGGAGCCUUGAAUUUUCUGUUAGGAACAACAGGAAAGUUCGCUAGUCACUGUAAAGUUAUGCAGAGACACGCGAGAUGUAAAGUUAGCUAGCUAACAACGUUAGUAAAAAGGAAACAUUCUGGAGUAAAAAUCAUGGAGUCCGGCGUUGACUUUCCGUCUCCUGAGUCGACAGUGACCUCCCUGCUGUCCAGCUCAGGUCACCUGAGGAGCAGCCUUCUGGCUCCUGAACACAACACCACCUUCAGAUACAGAGACAAGAUCUAUGACUCAGCCACGGCAGCGUUGGACGCCUACAUCACAGACUUUGAAAGGAGUUGUCAGAUCAGCGGGUCGUCGACAGGAAGUCUGGUUCUGCCUCAUAGUCCGCCCUGCACGCCAAGCAGACCCAGAGCGAGUACGCUCAGAAACAAAGAUGUUCUCAGGGAGCGUUUGACCGAGAGGGAGCUGGACUUCUUGAACCUCCCUGUCAGCUCUCUACAUCACCGUGGCAACCGGGACAGGCUCUCCAUGACGACAGACGAGCUGCUGUCUAUACCUUACGACGGCUCGAUGCCUGUCACUCACACCUCUGCCUUCAUCCAUGGUCUUAACUCUGCACACAGAGCCACAAGAUCCGAGUGGGCAGAGCCGUCUUCAUCCCUCCACCUCCCCCGCUGGUUCACCAGUAACAAGAGUGAGAUGGACUGUUCUGGAAUCACCAGUGUGCCCGACCUGAAGUACCCAGCCUGGGUCCAACGCUGCGAUCGCAGCGAGCCGCCACCGUCCUCAGAGGCAGAGCUUUGGGAUGACCACGGUACAACACCGUCUGCCCGCCACCAACACUGCCAGGCUCCCAGAACUCCGGCCUGGGUCGCAGAGCUAGAGGAUGAAGUCCCCGACCACAAACCCAAGCAGGGUGACAGCCAGCAGACUCUCAGAGAGCUGAGGCUUCAGUUUGCUGAACAGAUUUCUCUACUGGCUGCAGAGAGAAACAGCUCUGACAUCAUGGAAACACUGUUCAAAGACAACCGGAUCGAGUCUCUGAUCCAGAAGGCCGAUCAGGUGUUGAACUCUCUGUCUCAGAGUUCUGGAGAAGCAGAUCCAGGCAGUCCUGCUGAUUAUGUUGAAGCAGCUCUCAGUCCAGCAAACACUGAGGAGCUGCUGCUCUGUUCCUCCUCACACUGCCGUCCAUUCACUCAGUACUUGGCAACAGCAGCAGGAGGGGGCAUCACAGAGGCUCUGACUGACAUUAAAGCUCAGGCUCAGGGCUCCGGUCUCCAUAGAAACAGCAUCUUAAAGCAGCCUGGUCCGGUGGAGGCUCUGAAACAGAUGCUGUUCAGACUGCAGGCAGUGGAGGCAGAGGUUCAGCGGCAAACGCAGGCAUCGGUAGCUCCAACGUUCUCCGACAAGGACGGGCUGCAGGCAGAGACAACUCCAGAGAAGCAGUGGCCCGAGAGUGAAGCAGAGCUGGAAAAUGUUUCUGGUGGACCAUCACUACAGCGAGCUUUGCACCACCUAAGCCGUCUGAAGGUGCUGGUGGAAGAAAGAGAGAAGAAACACACAGAGAAAGAAGAGGAGAAGGACGAAGAUGAAGGACGCUACUCCUCUUCUUCUGCUGAAGGACUCCCCUGCACCCAGCAGACCCCCACCUGAAGCUAAAGGCCGGUCUACCAGAGCAAUGCCCUUCCAGGCAGCGUCGCCUUCGCUCAGUGUUCUCACUGGGCUCUCCCUCGCGUCCAGCAGCAACAAUCUGCAGAUGUUUCGGCCUAAACUCUGCCCUGCUAGUAUUUUAGAUGAAAAGGUGCAGUACUCAGUACAGGGACCAUACCAGUCCCAAUUGGAAAUUCAUAAAAUGGGAGUUUAAGUUGUGUGAACAGUAUGUUACAGUGAAGG